Neoarius graeffei (lesser salmon catfish) is the source of this 3045-nucleotide messenger RNA. RefSeq names its product deltex 2, E3 ubiquitin ligase (gene dtx2). NCBI's taxonomy places the organism in Eukaryota, Metazoa, Chordata, Actinopteri, Siluriformes, Ariidae. The transcript is spliced from 9 exons. Gene Ontology annotation, molecular function: zinc ion binding; ubiquitin protein ligase activity. Gene Ontology annotation, biological process: Notch signaling pathway; protein ubiquitination. Gene Ontology annotation, cellular component: nucleoplasm. The coding region runs from base 460 to 2220 and encodes 586 amino acids. The record is from RefSeq and is a predicted model, not a curated record.
UUGCGCGAGCGCACACUGUGUCCGGCUUCCCGCUAUUGUUUAGGAUCCGCUUCGCGGCGCCUCAGCGAGCCGCGCACUCUUCACCGCUCCGCGCGCAGUAAAGGAGGAAAAAUGGCUUUAUCCGGAGUUUCUCUCACUGGGACGCGGUCAGUUAUUCAGGGUUUGGCGCUGUGAAGCUCAACUGCUGCGCUGUCGGUGAGAGAAAGAGGCGCUAGGCGGCUAACAUUCGGCUAGCGGCUAAAUUAGCAGAGUUAGCUUAGCCGUAGAAGAUGCGAGGUGAUUUUUAGCCACACUGACACACUUAGCAGAGGAGCUGUGCGGACCGAACCGGACCGGGCCGGUGGGUUAUUCGGAGAGGAGGCAUUUCCGGGUCCUCAGAUGAACCGGGCUAGCCGGCUUUGAAAAAUCGAGCUAUUUUGGCCCCCGCGCGAGCGUUUCAACACCAAACCGGUGUGAGGAAUGGCCACCGCUUCCGGUUUCUCUUCUGGCGUGAGCGGCUCGCGGAGCGGCCCGUCUCUGGCCGCGUCCUCAUCCGGAGCCGGGGGACAGGCGCAGGGCAUGGCGGCGGUGUGGGAAUGGCAGGAUGAUGCGGGUUCGUGGCGGCCCUACAGCGGCCAGGUGAGCUGCUUUAUCGAGCAGUGUCUCCAGCACCACCGGAGCGCAGGCCCGGCUGUCACCACCAUCUCCCUGGGGCAGAGCGACCCGAGUCUGGCCGCCUACAUCAUCGACAUCCCGAGCCUCAGACAGUUCCGACAGGACACCGGUAAGAUCCGCUCGGUGCGGCGCAGCCUGUUUCCUCAGUCGUCUGCCCUGGGCAAUGGGGUGCUCUGGGAAUGGGCCAAUGAUGAAGGCAGCUGGACGGCGUACGAAAUGCACACCUCUGAUUUGCUGGAGCUCAGUUACCUAGCACGCAAGGCCUCGGCUGACUUGGGACCGCAUGGCCAUAAUUACGUGGUGGACUUCACAUCGCUCGAGCAGAUCAACAAGAGCUCUGGGUAUCGGCGGCUCGUGCGCAGGCAGUCUGGCACACCAUACCCACCUGCGGGAGCCUCGGGCACGGGCUCGGUCAUCCACUCGGGCCCGGCGUGCACGUGCCAGCAGUGUUUGAGCCACGGACCCAUGCCUGGCCGCUCACGCCACUCUUUCUCAGCUGCAGCUGGACCAUCCUCGGCAUACUCGCCGUAUCCCAGAAGGCCACUGUCUGUCGGGAACAUGGCUUGGGGAGGACCCUGGAGCCCAGCAGCUACGUCUAUGGCUCAGCCUCCAGGGCCGGUACAGUCCUUUCCAACGACUCCCAAUGGCUUGAGCAUUCCAUCUAUUCCCUUACAGCUGAACGGCUCCAGCAGCGUGAGUGCAGCCCUGGCAGGCAUGGCUUCCAUUUUGAUGUCAGCAACAGGACUGGGAGUUCGCUUCAUGACCAGCCCCUCCGGCAGGCCCAACCAAGCCCAAGCCAGCUCCGUUAAGAGGGCAAAGAAACAGCACAGGACAGCUGCCCAGAAACCCGAAGAGGUCAUUAAGAAAUACAUGGAGGAAAUGCGUGUCAUCCCUGAUGAGGACUGCAUGAUUUGCAUGGAGCGCUUGUCAUGUCCCUCUGGCUACGACAGCCCUGAAGGAGGCAGCCAGGCCCUGCAGCCCAGCACAGUGGGCAAGUUCACCAAGUGUGGACACACCUUGCACAUGCUCUGCAUGCUGGCGAUGUACAACAAUGGCAACAAGGACGGCAGCCUGCAGUGUCCCUCUUGCAAGACAAUCUAUGGCGAAAAGACCGGCACUCAACCAAAGGGCAAGAUGGAAAUCUACAGCAUCCCUCAAUCCCUUCCUGGCCACCCAGACUGUGGCACUAUACAGAUAAUCUACAACAUCCCACCUGGAAUACAGGGUCCCGAGCACCCAAAUCCCGGCCAGUCUUACACCUGUCGAGGUUUCCCGCGCUUCUGCUUCCUGCCUGACAACGACAAGGGCAGAAAGGUGCUGGAGCUGCUGAAGGUGGCAUGGACGCGGCGGUUGAUCUUCACAGUCGGCACGUCCAACACGACAGGCGAGCCUGAUACGGUGGUGUGGAACGAGAUCCACCACAAGACUGAGAUGAUGUCGAAUGUAUCGGGCCACGGCUACCCAGACCCCAAUUAUCUGGACAACGUUCUGGCCGAGCUGGCAGCGCAGGGCGUAACCGAGGACUGCCUGAAAAGAGACACGCCUCGGCCACGUGAGCCUGAGUAGCUUGCAAAAUCUACGCAAUCACUAAUCGGGCUUGACGGAGGACAAAGAGACACUGUGUAAGAUCAGAGUAAGAUUUUGAGCAUGUAGAAAUGCUUGGAUUAAUGACGUAUUAUUGUAAGAUGCCAUCACUAGGGGGACCCUUUAUCGCGUCUUUUGCGAAAAUCUGCUAGCUAGGAUUUAUGAACGGAUUCUCUGUAACAGCUAGUUUAAAAAAAACAAAAACAAAAAGAGGGCUGUACAGGUCCAACAUACAAAAACAGCCUUCCGUCAUCGAUUGGUAAUCCAGACAUUCAGAACCUUAAUGGAAUCUGACUCGGUACAUUCUUUAAGAAUGAGAAAAUAAGAUUUACAGGCUGUUUUUGUGAAUGUAUAUAAAGACAUAAAGGUUAUGGGCUCAACGGAUGUUUUCUUCCCCUCAAGCCGGUAUUUUUCAACAAUCCAGUAUCUCCAUUUCUGAACAGCUGUGCCACUUUUAUCAUACUGUACGAGAGGCAGCUAUGAUUUGGGUUCGAACAUGCAAUUUUCCGUAGCACUUUAGCUUUUGCGGUGCUGUGAAUCGUAAAGGGAUUUCUAAAGCCAAGUGUAGCUUUAAAAAAAAAAUAAUAAUAAUAAAGCUUCUUUCCUGGCAUGGCAUGCAUUACAGUACACACUUUAUAGUAGAUUCUGACAAUUCUUCCAACUUCUCUAUAACGGAUCUCUUCAUAUAAACCACCAGGGCAAGGAUUGACAAAAAAAAAAAAAGUGUUAAAAAUACAGCGCUGUGGCAUUGCUUGGAGUUGUAUUUAAAAAAUGAUCCUAUGUAAUUAUUAAAAAACAAUGCAAAUA